Eruca vesicaria subsp. sativa (arugula) is the source of this 757-nucleotide messenger RNA. NCBI's taxonomy places the organism in Eukaryota, Viridiplantae, Streptophyta, Magnoliopsida, Brassicales, Brassicaceae. The record is from the annotation of a GenBank genome assembly.
GCGUCGCUUGCUGACAUAGCAGAGAGAGAGAGAGAGAGAGAGAUGUGUCCUAGAGCAACUUCGACAUGCGAAAUCUGCGAGAAAGUUGUAUCCAAAUACAAGUGUCCUUCCUGCCUUGUUCCUUACUGCUCCUUGGGUUGUUUCAAGAAGCACAAAGAGACUCCAUGUGCUAAACCUUCUUCAGCCGAGGAGAAGCCAGUUUCUCCAGCAAAGGAAGUCUCAAAAGAUGUGGUUGUAAACACAGAGCACAAGGCUAGUGCUUCAUCUAUAGCAAAGGAAGUUCCAGUGGCAAGACCGAUUACUGUGGAGGAAGAAAAGUAUGUUGUUGAGAAGACACAGCUCGAGGCUAUCGCUUCUUCUAGUGAAAUCAGAGAAGCUCUAAAGGAUGAAGCCCUUCAGAAACUCAUCUUUAAUAUUGAUAAUUCUUCCAACCCUCUACAGGAACUUGAUGAAGCCAUGGGAGUAGAAGCUUUCCGCGUACUCACAGAAAAGAUUCUGUCAAACAUUUCCAAGAGUAAUGACGACAAGCAAUGAUCGUUUUCGCAGCGUCCAAACAGAAGUUUCUAGUACUACACUCUUGAUUAUUGUUUUCGUUACGAAGUGUUAUUAGCUUGCAGGAGAGAUUUUCAUUGUCUUAUAGAAAAUCAAGACCGUUUUGGUUUAACCCAUACAUCUCUUCUCUUACUCACCUUACCUAUCUAUACUUACCCUCAAGAUUCCAGGUUCUGAAAAUUUACAGAAACAACGAAAAAAGGGG